CGCCGUGGAGUACGGCCGUCGCGCAGCAGACUCGGUGACGGGCGAGACACCGGCCGGCCCAGCGCGACUGCUUCACCUGCUGCGUCAGCUGCGCCAGCCGCUGGCUGGCCACCAUUGGCUGCUGCUGGCCUCCGACAGCAACUUCGUGCUGCUGGAGAGCCUGCGCCGGCUGCUGGCGCCGCUGACGCCGACCGAGCCGCACUACCUGGGCCACCCGGGGCGCGUCGGCGGCCGGCUGGUGAACCUGGCCGCCGCCGGCGUCGUGCUCAGCGUCGGCACGCUUCGGCUGGUCUGGGAGGCCGACCGGCUGGGACGCUUCGACGACCUCGACCCGAGCCAGAGCGAGGAGGUCGCGCUCGGUGACAUGAUGUCGGUGCUGGCGAUCGCACCACGUGACACGCGAGACGCCGGCGGCCGGCCGCGGUUCCUGCCGCUGCCGCCCAGCGCGCUCUACCUGCCAUCGGCGCGGCGUCGGUUCCAGUCGUUCUGGCGCGACAGCGUGUACCCGCUGACGGAAGAGCGGCUCUGCUGCAGCCCGGAGGCGGUAACGUUCGGCCGGGUGGCCUGGACCCGCAUGUACCUGCUCGAGUACAUGGUGCACCACGUGACCACAGACGGCCGGCGGCGCCGCAUCGGCGGUAGUAACGGCACCUCUGCAGAGAGAUCAGCGCCUUCGGAUCGCGGCAGCGGUCUGGUCGGCCCGGCCGAGAGUGAGGCUUCGGCUGGUGCAGCCCUCUGACCAGGCGACUUUUGGGACACGUUGUCGCAGCCAGAUCAUCCGCCGUGUGUGCUUGGUCGGGCUCACCGUCUGGUGGACGUGGCUUUACUGAGAUUAGGGGCAGGGUUUGCAAUGCAAUCGAUGG
Messenger RNA from Pollicipes pollicipes, 863 nucleotides. RefSeq names its product glycoprotein-N-acetylgalactosamine 3-beta-galactosyltransferase 1. The transcript is spliced from 3 exons. Lineage: Eukaryota; Metazoa; Arthropoda; Thecostraca; Pollicipedomorpha; Pollicipedidae. The record is from RefSeq and is a predicted model, not a curated record. The coding region runs from base 365 to 739 and encodes 124 amino acids.